Messenger RNA from Harpegnathos saltator (Jerdon's jumping ant), 1672 nucleotides. RefSeq names its product NEDD4-binding protein 1-like. Gene Ontology annotation, molecular function: RNA endonuclease activity; mRNA binding. The transcript is spliced from 7 exons. Gene Ontology annotation, cellular component: cytoplasmic ribonucleoprotein granule; nucleus. The record is from RefSeq and is a predicted model, not a curated record. The coding region runs from base 176 to 1375 and encodes 399 amino acids. NCBI's taxonomy places the organism in Eukaryota, Metazoa, Arthropoda, Insecta, Hymenoptera, Formicidae.
UUUUUGGUACUCAAAGAUACGAUAUAUGAAAAGUUAUCGUAUUACUAGAUAUUAUUGUAUGAUAUUAAUUAAUAAACUUAACGAACUUAAUAAACGUACUCGGAACUGCGAAGCGUUAAGCUAUAUAACAAGAAAAUUAGAAAUAAACAAUUCUAUAAGUGCUCAUUAGCCUAAAAUGAAAAGAAAGAGAGAGAUCACGAAUAAACAACAUAAUCGAAAAUUAACCUCUGAUGAAAAUAUAUUAAACAAUCGUAAGGAAAGUGUAGCAAAACUUGCGAGUUUUGUAAAUACUUCUGCAAAGAAAGAUGUCACAAAUGAACCAGUACAUAAAAUGAGUAGACAAGGUAUUAGAAGAUCUCUGCGAAACAGUACAAUUAUUAUAAACGACAGUGAAAAUGAGUCAAGUGAUAAAGAAGCAACAAACAAUUCGGUUAUUGAAUGUAGCCCACACAUAAGUAGACCACCUUUACAACAAUCAUCUUCGCUCAAACAAAAAAGACAAUUGAAUACUUUAAAGCCAAGAACGAGGUCAAGUGUGAUAUUACUAGAUAAUGAUUCAUCCUCUGCUUCUUCAGAUAUACAAACUUCUUUAGAAAAAAGAAAUAUAAAUGGAGAGAAUAUAGCACCAUCACAAAUAGAAGAUGAUGUUGUGGAAUUGUGGUCAUGCCUGGAUAAGUCAACCAAGAAAAAUAAAAUAUAUAAAACAUGUAAAAAUAACUUAAAAAUAGAGGACACCUUUAUAAUUGAUAGGAAACCAGACUUGACGAAUCUUGAAGAUUUAGAAAUAAACACAACUCCUGAAUUGGUGCAUAAAAAACGAAAAAUACAGAUAAAAGAUCAGUCCACUAAAUAUACCAAUAAAUAUAACAAUAAGAAAAGUAAAAAGAAAAAGAAGUCAAAUGGGAAGCAUAAAGAAGCAUUGAGAGAAAUAGUCAUCGAUGGAUGUAAUGUAGCAAUGGCUCAUACGAAUGGUCGCGAGUUUUCGGAAAAGGGCAUAAAGUUAAUGGUGGAUUAUUUUGAAUCAAGAGGCCACAUUGUAAAAGUUUUUUUACCACAACACGUUCGACGGAGAAGGUAUCAGCUUCUUGAAGAAAUGUAUACAGAUGGCAUAGUUGUUUUUACACCGAGUCGAAAUAUCGAAGGCAAACGAAUAACGCCCUAUGAUGAUAGAUUCAUCCUGGAAUAUGCAACUAAAUGUGGAGGAAUAGUUAUUUCUUCUGAUCAGUAUAGAGAUCUGUAUAGAGAAAAACCUGAAUGGCGUGAUACAAUCCUGAAUCGUUUGCUAACGCCGACAUUUGUCGGUGAUAUCAUUAUGUUCCCAGAGGAUCCAAUGGGUAGAGGUGGACCUAAUCUCCAUACAUUCUUAAGACACUAAUUAACUUUUGUUAUAGCAUAUAUUUGGAUAUUUCUUUUUUUUCUCCGUUUUUAUGCCUCCUUCGUAUAUACCUCGAGUAAAGGAACAAGGGAAAAAUUAAUACUUUUCUUUCUUCUAAGAUUUAUGCGAUAGUAUUUUUCGAAAUAUAUAUACAAUUGAGAAAUUUGUGUAUUAUUGGAAGAAGAAAGAACUUCAAUCUAUAAAAAUUUUCAGGUUUGUAAACAUUUUCAAAAUCGUUUAUAUUCAAUUGUAAAUAUCAUUCUUUAAUUACGAAAAUACUAGUUGCUGCAUUUAUUU